AUGGCUCUGCAUUUGGGAAUCUUUCUGAUUUGGGCUGGUGCCUGUGUCUUUCUACAACUGGACCAUGUGGAUGGAGAUAAUAAGUGUGUUUUCCCAUUCAUUUAUGGAGGCAACCAGUAUUUUGAUUGCACUAAGGAGAAUUCCCUAUGGGCUUGGUGUUCUCUGACUGAAAUUUAUUCUGGGAUAUGGAGAUAUUGUGUUGAUGAAGAUUACGCCCCAUGUGUCUUUCCCUUUAUCUAUCGUGGCAAAACAUAUAACAGUUGCACAACUGCUGGGAGUUUGUUUUGGAAUUAUUGGUGCUCAAUCACUCCUAACUAUGACCAACAUAAAGCUUGGAGGUAUUGCCCGUAA
Messenger RNA from Diceros bicornis minor, 351 nucleotides. RefSeq names its product seminal plasma protein A3-like. Bases 1 to 351 code for a protein of 116 amino acids. NCBI's taxonomy places the organism in Eukaryota, Metazoa, Chordata, Mammalia, Perissodactyla, Rhinocerotidae. The record is from RefSeq and is a predicted model, not a curated record. The transcript is spliced from 3 exons. Gene Ontology annotation, molecular function: heparin binding. Gene Ontology annotation, cellular component: cell surface.